AUGACAUCGAGAUGUUUGCAGUUACUGCUGAUGGCCUUGCUCAGCUGUAGCUUUUUCUUCCUCGUCCGCCGUCCCAAUGAGAUCAAGCUCCACAACCUCAAGUCAUUCGACCCCCGGGUACUCGUGCGAACCGGCGCAGACAUGUUCCUCCAGGAUCCACAGGAUCACAGCACCAAAUGUGGAGCAGAGGACCCCAAGGCGGCAUACCGGCCCCCAAGUCGACACCAGCUGCUACGCUUCCAGUCCCCGAUUCCACGCAAGGACGCGGAGAUCGACGACCAGGAUUUCUGUCCGCCCGCGGGUCCCGGCCGACGUGCCACGGCGAUCCUGAUCCCAAUCGGUCGGGGGCUCGAGCCCUGGGAGGCCGACGACAGCCGCUCGCGGACUUUCUUCCUCCGGAAAGAGGACGGUGGGACCGAGCCACAGAAGAGCGACAUCGGCUUCCUGCCCUUCCGACCCAUGUCCGCCGACGACGCUCGUCUGGCCCGGCCCCCACGUCUGGAGACCAACAUGACCGACAAACACCGUUGUCCGGUCUAUUAUGUUCCCGCUAGCCCGCUCUUCAGCCCCAUCCCGCCCCUCAAGAACCUCGCCGAUGGAUCCCGGGACCCACACAACGCCUUCCAAGUCAUGCUCCAACGUCUUCGAGACUUCGGUUCUUCACUAGCCCCACCUAAGCUCUUCGGCCCAAGUUGCAACAGCCGUCAACACAGUCAGAGUGAACUAGCACUCUGGGAACGACGUGGAUACUCUGAAUUCAUGUUUGGAUUUGCCACCACGCCCACUCGUGCCCUCGACUUCAUACCUCGCUGGUCUGAAUGGCUUCCCUCCUCGGUCCCCCCAGCGGGCGACGACCCGGCAGACAAAUGGCGGGCAACUAGCGCCAAGUCCCAGCCGCUCCGUCGACUGACUGCUAGCGCCGUCGUCCUCAUCCCGCCCAAGGAAGAACUCGACCAAGCUUGGGAGGUCGAAAGCGCUGCACGAGGUGCCGGCCUUGAUAUCACUCUCAAGGAACUUCCUGCCGAUAGGUUCGAGAGACGGUACAUGAGUCUGGUCCAGGAAAUGUGGAAGGAGGCCCAAACAAGAGAACGGCUUGGAGCUCCAAUUGUCCAAUGGUUCACACUUGCCGACGACGACACGUAUUUCCUGUCGCUCGACUCAGUGGCUCGGAUGCUCUCGAAAUACAACCCUGUCGAGGCGCACUUCAUCGGCGGCCAGAGCGAGUCCGAGAACGCCAACAAGGCCUUUGGGAACAUCGCCUUCGGGGGUGCCGGAAUAUUUCUGUCCCGAGGACUGAUCCAGCAAAUGAACGAGCCGGGCACAUUUGACAGUUGUGUUUCGCUUUUCGGGAAAGAGUUCGGCGGCGAUGGGAUGAUUACCAAGUGUGCUGCAAUGGUCAUGCAUCGGGAUGUUCAACAAGUCGUGACGAGAGAGACUACGCUUCACCAAUUAGAUAUCCGAGACGAAGGGCAUGGGAUUUUCCAAGCCGGUUGGAGGUUCACCUCGAUUCACCAUUGGCGCUCAUGGUUCCAGCUCCAGCCUCGGGCCCAUCCAUACACCCUGAAGAACCCAGCCACACUAGCAAGUCUCCUGGGAAGUGCAGCCCGGGCGGUCGGGCCGGAGAAUUGGACGCGACGAUACGUCUGGGGGCUGCCCCCGCCGGACCAGAACGCGGGCGUGAGUAAGACGCCGAGCGUGGUGCUCUCACUGGGAUACUCGAUCACCGUCCAUGGCGCCGGGAUCCUCAAAUCGACGGACCUCGACCAGGUCGAGAUGACUUUCGCGCUCAGCAAGCUCACCUCCUCCACCAGACCCGCCUUGCUCGAAACCAAGCAGCGUCGCACAUAUUACCUCUAUGAUCUCAAGACCGGCUAUUCCAACGCAGACCAGACCGACCUCAACCUCCAGCCUGAUGUCGCCAUCAUGUCUCAUAUCAACCAGGAGGGAGAAGUCGUUGAUCUCGUCUGGGAUGGUAGGACCAGAACUUCAAAAUCACUCACCGACACCGCAUAUACCGAUAUCGGCCUCGGACCAAAUUAG
Molecule: messenger RNA, 2040 nt
Organism: Puccinia graminis f. sp. tritici CRL 75-36-700-3
Lineage: Eukaryota; Fungi; Basidiomycota; Pucciniomycetes; Pucciniales; Pucciniaceae
Exons: 3
Coding region: 1-2040 (679 amino acids)
Molecular function (GO): acetylglucosaminyltransferase activity
Source: RefSeq, a predicted model, not a curated record